This is a messenger RNA of Eleginops maclovinus (Patagonian blennie), 891 nucleotides long. RefSeq names its product luteinizing hormone subunit beta (gene lhb). The record is from RefSeq and is a predicted model, not a curated record. Gene Ontology annotation, molecular function: hormone activity. The transcript has 5 exons. The coding region runs from base 172 to 621 and encodes 149 amino acids. Gene Ontology annotation, biological process: G protein-coupled receptor signaling pathway; ovulation. Gene Ontology annotation, cellular component: extracellular region; cytoplasm. NCBI's taxonomy places the organism in Eukaryota, Metazoa, Chordata, Actinopteri, Perciformes, Eleginopidae.
AGUGACCCCAACAGGAUAGAGUCACCGGCAGCAGCAGAUUAUACCUGACCUCCUGCACACAGGUCACCAGUGAUUGACGUCCGAUAUGAGCGACUUUCAUCCUGGAUACGAAGUCCUUUCUGCCAGAUAAAAACCCAGCCGAACACCAGCACCAGGCAGACAGACAGGACGAUGGCUGUUCCGGUCAGAGGAGUGAAGUUCUCCGUCCUGCUGAGUUUGUUUUUGGGGGCCUCAGCCUUCAUUCUGCCCCUGGCUCCUGCAGAUGCUGUUUUCUUCCAGCUGCCGCUCUGUCAGCUGGUCAACCAGACGGUUUCUCUGGAGAAGGAUGGCUGUCCCAAGUGUCAUCAAGUGGAGACGACCAUCUGCAGCGGACACUGCCCUACCAAGGACCCUGUCAUCAGGUCCCCAUUCAGCAAAGUGUACCAGCAUGUGUGCACGUACCAGGGCUUCCACUACAAGACCUUCGAACUCCCUGACUGCCCCCCCGGGGUGGACCCGAUUGUCUCCUACCCGGUGGCUCUGAGCUGCCACUGCGGCCGCUGCAGCAUGGAGACGUCGGACUGCACCUUCGAGAGCCUGCAGCCCGACUUCUGCAUGAACGAUAUCCCUUUCUACUACUAGAGUCCCAGAAACACGAAGAGGAGGAACUGUCUUAGUGUUCAGGAUCAACUGUGGGGUUGUUACUUUUAUCAGUGAACAUGUGUAGUUCCUGUGCAAUAACUCAAAAUAUUAAUAUUAAUUAAGAAGCAUGCACGAGAUAUUUAAGAUCAAAUAUAAAUGACACUGAUUGAAAAUGACAAAACCCAGUAGCAGCAUGUAGUGUGAUAGCAGGUGAUGCUAUUAAAAGUGAAAGUAUACCACAGUUGUUUGCAAAGCUUUCAAUAAAUACUG